UGUGCUCCCUCAAAUUAGCCCAACUGGAAAUCCUAAAAUACUAUACAUAUCCUCUUCCUCUUCCUCUUCCUCUUCCUGGUCUUCUUUUGCUUAGAUUUUCACCUUUGCAGAAGAUCUACAAUGGGUGCUGCAAAGCUCCAUGGCAAUGAUGAAUUGCAGAAUCCAUCUAUUCAGCCAUCUCCUGAAGAGUCAAUCAGUUCUGUUGAAUCAUCUUCUUCAUCUGAUUUAAUGGAGGAUGCAGCCUCUUCACCUUCUUAUGGGCCUUUGUAUGAGUUGUCUGAGCUCAUGGCCCAGCUCCCUAUCAAGAGAGGGCUUUCCAGGUAUUACCAAGGCAAGUCCCGGAGUUUUGUAUCCAUGGCAAGUGUGAAAAGUGUUGAAGAUUUGGCUAAGAAAGGGAGAGAAAACAGAAGGAAAAUGAAGCCAUGUCAGAGCUACGGAGGAGGAUUUGACAGCAAUCAUAUAUACAGUCCAAAGGCUGCAAUGUUUAAGAAGACUUCAAGGUCAUCUCUUCUUCCUUCAUUUGGUGGGAGGAGAGGCACAUUAAUGUUGAGUAGUUGUAACCAUCCUAUUUCUGUGCAGAAGAAUCCCUAAUGUAAUGUGGCAUAGCUGUUUAAGAUCUUACCUUUUUGUUUCAAGAAAUUUAUCUAUCCAUCCAAUUCUUCCAUUUC
Messenger RNA from Diospyros lotus (date-plum), 668 nucleotides. RefSeq names its product protein OXIDATIVE STRESS 3-like. NCBI's taxonomy places the organism in Eukaryota, Viridiplantae, Streptophyta, Magnoliopsida, Ericales, Ebenaceae. The transcript has 2 exons. The record is from RefSeq and is a predicted model, not a curated record. The coding region runs from base 121 to 591 and encodes 156 amino acids.